Sceloporus undulatus (fence lizard) is the source of this 1934-nucleotide messenger RNA. RefSeq names its product H2.0 like homeobox (gene HLX). Bases 67 to 1344 code for a protein of 425 amino acids. The record is from RefSeq and is a predicted model, not a curated record. Gene Ontology annotation, biological process: regulation of DNA-templated transcription. The transcript has 4 exons. Gene Ontology annotation, molecular function: DNA-binding transcription factor activity, RNA polymerase II-specific; sequence-specific DNA binding. Lineage: Eukaryota; Metazoa; Chordata; Lepidosauria; Squamata; Phrynosomatidae.
GAGGGAGGUGGGGGCUCUGGGGCCCUGCUGCGAGGCCGGGGUCUCCCUGACUCCGGGGCCCUGAGGAUGUACACGGCGGGCCUGGCUCCCUUCUACGCCUCCAACUUCAGCCUCUGGUCAGCGGCCUAUUGCGCUCCGGGGGCCCCGGGGCCAGGCUGCUUCCCCUUGGAGCCCUCGGGCCUGAAGAAGCCCUCCUUCUGCAUCGCCGACCUCCUCCACGCCGCUGUGGGCGAAGGGCCGGGGCUGGAGGGGCUGCCGGCCUCCCCUUCGGCUAGUCUAGCCGCCCACCUGGGAGCCGUCCAGGCCCAGGCCCACUUCCACGCCGCCGCCUCGCCGCUCCGUCCCACGCCGAUGGUGGCCCCCGAGGCGGCUGGCCUCGCCUUCCCGGCCCGGCUCUCCUCCUCCUCCUCCUCCUCCUCGCCUCUCUCGGCUCCUUAUCCGCAGCCAGGCCCCGGCAGGAACCCCAGCCACCUCCAGACCCAGCCUGGAUCGGCUCCGGCGGCGCCCUCCAGCAAAGACUUGAAAUUCGGGAUUGAUCGCAUCUUGUCGGCCGAGUUUGACCCGAAACUCAAGGAGAGCAACACUCUGAGAGAUCUGACCUCCUUACUAAGCACCAGCCGCCCCAGUGGGGUCCACCUGCCCCCCGCCUUACAGCCUCCGGCCGGCCAGUUCUUCGCCUCUCUAGAGCCCCUUAACGAGACCUCCGGGGUCCUGGGGCCCUUAAACGGACCCCCAAGGAAUUCGGUGCAGCACCAGUUUCAGGACACUUUUCCAGGGCCCUAUGCGGUGCUCACCAAAGACACCUUGCCUCAAACCUACAAACGGAAACGCUCUUGGUCCCGGGCCGUUUUUUCCAACCUCCAAAGGAAAGGGCUGGAGAAACGCUUUGAAAUCCAGAAAUAUGUCACCAAACCGGACAGAAAACAGCUCGCCGCCAUGCUAGGACUCACCGAUGCGCAAGUCAAAGUCUGGUUCCAGAACCGGCGCAUGAAGUGGCGGCACUCCAAGGAAGCCCAGGCGCAGAAGGACAAAGAGAAGGAGUCCCCCGAGAAGGAGGCAGGGGGCGCUCUGCCCCGCACCGAGCCCGAGCCCAGUCCCAGCCGCUCUGAGUCCGAAAGCAGUGAGUCUGACUCCUUGGAGCUGGAGCCCUGCAGUGACGCGGAAGGGACGGAGGCUGGUGCCAACGCAGAGCAGUCCCUGCAGCGGCAUAGCCAGGAGUUGCUUCUGCAGCGGGACCCUCCUGGACCAGAAACUCCCCUUCACCCCGAGCCCCCUCCGGCUCUCCCAGGCCUGGACCCCAGCAGGUGUCCUGAGCCCUCUUUUGGUCUACGAGACUCUCCAUGACUGCCUCCUUGCUUGUCUUCCUUGGGGACUGGGAAGCCCUGAUCCCUAAACUGCAGGUGGAUGGGGAAGAAGGGUUUCUGUAUUCCUGCAUGGCAGGCUGACAAUUGUGUAUUCCUGCAUGGCAGGGGGUUGGAUUGGAUGGCCCUGGGGGGGUGUCUCUUCCAGCUCUAGGAGUCUAUGAAGCUGGCUUUCAGGUGUGGGUUGAGAGGUCCCACUUAAAGUGGGGGACUCGCCUCUGCUGGGGGUGGGCAGAGGAGGAAUCAGAGGUACCUACCCUGGAUAAGGGUAUUGAACUCUAAGACCUGCCACACUAAGGGGAAAGUCUGAUCCAUGCAAAAACUAUGCAUUAAGAAGCCAGCGAUCUAGCCUUGGUUGCUGUGGAAGAACAGCUUUCCUCCAUGUUCCUCCUUCUAAAACAUCGUCUGCCAAAAGCCCCCUUCUUUGCCACUCACAAUGUGAAGGACCUUGCCACCUGCAGCCACACACCCGAGCCUUUGCCAAACGUGUUACUUUGUAUAAUCUUGUCAAGAGAUACUGCACUGGAGGAAGAGGAGAGAAACAGAUUGUAAAUAAAUGGUUGGUGAAAUUGG